AUGGUCAGCGAUGGAAGCUUGAACAUGCAGAUCUACAAGUCGACCUCGAAGAUGGAUUCAUUGAAACACUGUUCUCAAUGGACCAAAGACAACAAGAAACCUUUCAAGACCAAUGGAAGUAAGCACGGGGAUAUCGAUCUUGGUGUUCAUCUUGAUUCUGGAUCUACGUUCAGCCUACAAAUGAACGAGGAUUACGCCAAACCGGGCACUGUGUCUGACCUGGAUUACAUGUUCAACUACGGUACGAACACUGGUCAACGUGAUCUGCAUCAGCAGGUCGAAUCAAGUAUUAUCGAAGGACACACUUGCUUGCUUGAUACUGAAGCGCAAUGUAACCUUGAUAGUUUAUCCGAGCUUGUGAAGCUUGGAUUUUGUGUCGUUAUGGACACUGAUAUUGAAAACUCCUUCAUCGUUACGAAGGGGGAACAACGAAUGAGAUAUUUGCAUCGAAACGGAUUGUAUACUUUUGUACCCGAUGGUAGGGCAGAAAGUGAUGAAGGAUCCGAAUACUCUGAGUGUGAAUACAGAGAAUGCGGAAAUUCGCAGUCGGAUGCCGCGUCUAGCGUCACUGGAACGCAAUCAACUGGUCAACAACAUCGAAGCAAUAUGCAACGAGCUGUUGUUGACAGGAGUGGACAUAGCACUUCUGGUACUACGGAUGUACUCGGUUCUUAUGUGGUACGAGGCAGGUCUAUCGUUGAUGGACAAUCUAAUGGUAGAAUUACAGGAUGGAACCUUGCACAAGUACGUGUAAGAUCAAUUCUGAAGAAGCAAGCAGUCUCCACUGAAGACAGGGGAGAGUUGCUGAUGCAGAAAUGGCAAGCACAACUAGAAGCUGCCAGUACUUUCAAGGACAAUGACAGCAUGGUCAGCGAUGGAAGCUUGAACAUGCAGAUUUACAAGUCGACCUCGAAGAUGGAUUCAUUGAAGCACUGUUCUCAAUGGACCAAAGACAACAAGAAACCUUUCAAAUAUAAUGGAAGUAAGCACUGGGAUAUCGAUCUUGGUGUACAUCUUGAUUCUGGAUCUACGUUCAGCCUACGAAUGAACGAAGAUUACGCCAAACCGGGCACUGUGUCUGACCUGGAUUACAUGUUCAACUACGGUACGAACACUGGCCAACGUGACCUGCAUCAACAGGUCGAAUCAAGUAUUAUCGAAGGACACACUUGCUUGCUAGACACUGAAGCGCAAUGUAACCUUGAUAGUUUAUCCGAGCUCGUGAAGCUUGGAUUUCGUGUCGUUAUGGACACUGACAUUGAAAACUCCUUCAUCGUUACGAAGGGGGAACAGAGAAUGAGGUAUGUGCAUUGA
This is a messenger RNA of Cylindrotheca closterium, 1314 nucleotides long. NCBI's taxonomy places the organism in Eukaryota, Bacillariophyta, Bacillariophyceae, Bacillariales, Bacillariaceae. The record is from the annotation of a GenBank genome assembly.